AUGGUUCUUCUCAAAUUGCUCUUUCUAAGUCUGAUUUUCGACGAAUUCAUUGCUGAUUUGGAUGUUAUCACUUGUCCGAAAGGUCAGAUGAUUAAAACACAAGGGACAAGUCAAAAAUGUCAGACUUGUCCGAAGGAAUACCACCAGCCCGUUGAGAAUCGCUCCAAACAGUGCAAACCGUGUACAAAGUGCGACAAAGGGUCGGGAAGUGAGAUGACAGAGAAAUGCACAAGGGAGAGAGACACAAAGUGUCAGUGCCGAGAAGGAUUUGUUCCCGUCGAACCGGAUUUUGCUACUUGUGAAUGCCCCGUUGGAUUUGGGCUACGCCAUGGAGAAUGUUCAAAAUGCGAGGAUGGCACCUUCAACCGAUGUCCCAACACUGCUUGUAUUAAGUGGAAAAAGUGUAAUUCUGGCGUGUAUGUCAGCGGGAGCAGCACCUCUGACGUUAUCUGCAAUGGCGAGUCACCCACUUUAAACCACACCGUUUCUGUGAUCACACCUCCACGUGAAACAGCCCAAAGUCAUGACGUUCAGCUUGAUACCACCACCGCGACCACCAUCACUGCAGUGUAUGACGUGCUGUCUAACAAUAGUGACAAAUUGCAGCCUUCAAAAACCACUGGCUACCACAUCGGCAUGACCUUUCUCAUCUUAGGAAUUGUUGCACUGCUUGUUGUCAGUGCUCUGGCCUGUAAAGUACGCCUUAUUACGUGUGUGAGGAGAAGACCAGCAGCGAAAAGUACAGGAGACUCGCAGUACCGCCGGCCUGUUGAAGAAUGUGGCGAUGGCAAGUGUUCCAACCAGAAUCCAAAGGCGCCUUAA
This is a messenger RNA of Nerophis lumbriciformis (worm pipefish), 822 nucleotides long. The record is from RefSeq and is a predicted model, not a curated record. Lineage: Eukaryota; Metazoa; Chordata; Actinopteri; Syngnathiformes; Syngnathidae.